AUGCAAAAUUUUUUACUAGCUUAUAAGAUAUUUUUAAAAUUUUAUAAUAAACAAAUUUGCAGUAAAAAUCUAUGUUUUAGAAAUACAAUUAUCAUUAUAGAAAUAAUUCCUAAAUUUUUUUCAAAAGGAACAAUUAGUUUGCUUCUUUCUAAUUUCUUUGAAUCAUCGUAUUUUUCUAACUUUCCCCAUAUAAGCCAAAAAACCAUUGACCUAUUUUUUGGGUAA
Messenger RNA from Blepharisma stoltei, 225 nucleotides. NCBI's taxonomy places the organism in Eukaryota, Ciliophora, Heterotrichea, Heterotrichida, Blepharismidae. The record is from the annotation of a GenBank genome assembly.